This is a messenger RNA of Penaeus vannamei (Pacific white shrimp), 1136 nucleotides long. NCBI's taxonomy places the organism in Eukaryota, Metazoa, Arthropoda, Malacostraca, Decapoda, Penaeidae. The record is from the annotation of a RefSeq genome assembly.
AUGACAAUACCAAUUCGUAAAUCCCACCCAUUGUUUAAAAUCCUGAAUGGGGCCAUCGUAGAUUUGCCAGCUCCUGCCAAUAUUUCGACUCUCUGAAAUUUUGGAUCUCUUCUAGGUUUAUGUUUAGUAAUUCAGAUUGUUACAGGUCUUUUUCUAGCUAUGCACUAUACAGCUCAUGUAGAUUUAGCUUUCUCAAGUGUUGCUCAUAUUUGCCGUGACGUUAAUUACGGAUGACUCUUACGCACUCUUCACGCCAAUGGAGCUUCUUUCUUUUUCAUUUGUUUAUAUAUACAUACAGGGCGUGGUAUUUAUUAUGGAUCCUUCCUAUAUUUACAUGCCUGAUCUGUGGGAGUUGUUAUUCUUUUGUUAGUUAUAGCAACAGCUUUCUUAGGUUAUGUCUUACCUUGAGGACAAAUAUCUUUUUGAGGAGCAACUGUUAUUACAAACUUAUUCUCUGCUAUCCCUUACAUCGGAACUGACCUAGUUCAAUGAAUUUGAGGAGGGUUCGCCGUAGACAACGCUACACUAACCCGCUUCUUCACUUUUCAUUUCUUAUUCCCAUUUAUUGUAGCUGCCGCUACUAUCAUUCAUAUUCUUUUUAUUCACCAAACAGGUUCUAAUAAUCCUCUUGGGAUUGUAAGAAAUGUAGAUAAAGUACCUUUCCACCCUUACUUCACAUUUAAAGAUAUUACUGGAUUUAUCGUUAUAUUAGCCGCUUUAAUUUUAUUAACCCUGCUUAACCCUUAUCUUUUAGGAGAUCCUGAUAAUUUUAUCCCUGCCAAUCCCUUAGUCACUCCUGCACACAUUCAACCAGAAUGAUAUUUCUUAUUUGCCUACGCUAUUCUCCGUUCUAUUCCUAACAAGUUAGGAGGAGUCAUCGCUCUUGUUAUAUCGAUUCUUAUCUUACUUGUUCUACCAUUUACUCAUGCUGCCAAGUUCCGAAGCCUAACAUUUUACCCAUUGAAUCAAGUUAUAUUCUGAUCUUUAGUUAGAAUUGUUUUCCUUCUUACCUGAAUUGGAGCACGACCGGUAGAAGAUCCUUAUGUCCUUACUGGGCAGAUUCUUACUGUUCUCUACUUCUCUUACUAUGUCAUUAACCCUCUAACUCUUAUUUGAUGGGAUAAAAUACUAGAUUA